Molecule: messenger RNA, 1692 nt
Organism: Arxiozyma heterogenica
Lineage: Eukaryota; Fungi; Ascomycota; Saccharomycetes; Saccharomycetales; Saccharomycetaceae
Exons: 1
Coding region: 1-1692 (563 amino acids)
Molecular function (GO): lipid binding
Source: RefSeq, a predicted model, not a curated record
AUGGUAGCCAAAAAUAUUAGUGCUGGUAGUGGAGACCAAAUUUCUAUAUCUAAGUCCAAAGCAAAUCAAAUGGAAAGAACAAAGACUAAUGAAAAAACUGUCAAUAAAGUGAAGGAAACAGAGAUUAAUGAUGUCCCUAUAACUGAUAUAAAAACCAUCAGAAAAAAGAAAACUUCAAACUAUGUCGGCUGGAAACAAAUGGGUCAUUGGGAAGAAAAGGAUACUUUAACUGAAAAUGAUUUAUUAUUAGAUUUAACUAAGGACACUAUCUUAGAUAAUCUUAUUCCAGAAAAGCUCUAUGGUGACUGGUAUCAUACUCUGGCUAUUGUAGCCUUGGCUGGUAUCCUUUCGUUCUUUAUGGGUAAGUUAAAAUGGUCUUUAGCUCCAGUAUUUUUCAUAAUCGUUAUCACUUCUUUAUAUUAUAGAACCUCUUCCAGAAAGUAUAGAUCUUCCAUUAGGAAUCUAGUUCAAAAAGAAUUUACUGUUCAAAAUAUUGAAACUGAUAAUGAAACGAUGGAAUGGUUGAAUAUGUUCUUGGACAAAUAUUGGCCUAUUUUAGAACCAUCUGUUUCACAAAUUAUUGUGGAUCAAGUUAAUGAUAUUUUAGCCAUAAAUCCAAAUAUUCCAAGUUUCAUAACAAAUCUUUGGAUCGAUCAAUUUACUUUAGGUAUUAAACCUCCAAGAAUUGAAACUAUCAAAACCCUCCCAAACACUGAAUCUGAUAUUGUUGUCAUGGAGUGGGCUGUGACUUUCACACCACACGACUUGACCGAUAUGACCGCAAAACAAAUAAAAAAUUUCGUCAACCAAGCUGUUUUGUUAAAAUUGAAAUUAUUUAACUUUUUAACUCUCCCAAUCUCCGUCUCUAACCUAUCCUUUAAUGUUAAAGCAAGACUUAGAUUCAAAUUAAUGACACCAUUUCCACAUGUGGAAACUGUUAACAUCCAGUUGAUAGAUGUCCCUGACAUUGAUUUUAUUGCACAAAUCCUCGGUAAUACAAUUUUCAAUUGGGAACUUAUGGCAAUACCAGGGUUAUACCCAUUUAUUAAAAUCAUGAUGAAGAAAUAUUUAAGCCCAAUGCUAAUGCCCCCAUUUUCGUUACAAUUUAAUAUUCCAAGUUUGUUAUCUAAUUCCCAUUUAUCUAUGGGUGUUAUUGAAUUGACUAUUAAAAAUGCGACUGAUUUACACACUGGGUCAGGUGACUUGUUACAGACAUCUGUUGAUCCAUAUCUAACCUUUGAGUUAAAUGGUAAAAUUGUUGGUAAGACGAAUACUGUAAGAGACACGUUGAAUCCUGUUUGGAACGAAACUUCAUACAUUUUAGUUAAUUCAUUAACUGAUCCACUGACAAUCUCUGUUUUGGAUAAACGUGUCAAAUUGAAGGACAAACAAUUUGGUAGAAUUGAAAUUAAUUUAAAUACUUUGACUACAAAAUCAACGCAAAAGAAUUUGAAGGCGCAUUUUCUAAGAAACUCUAAGAAUGUUGGUACUUUAAAUUUCGAUUUAGCAUAUUUCCCAACUUUGCAACCUAAGACACUACCAAAUGGUGACGUUGUAGAACUACCAGAUUUAAAUACCGGUAUUGCCAAGAUUGUGGUUGAAGAAAUUCAGGGUAUGAACACAUCCUUAAUUGAAGAAGUUGAUACUGCUAAUAACUCACAAGAAAAUAUAAAAAAAAGCAAAAAGCCUUAG